Siniperca chuatsi (mandarin fish) is the source of this 3912-nucleotide messenger RNA. It is a transcript of the gene ap1g2, whose product is annotated as adaptor related protein complex 1 subunit gamma 2. Gene Ontology annotation, molecular function: clathrin-cargo adaptor activity. The transcript has 22 exons. Gene Ontology annotation, biological process: receptor-mediated endocytosis; Golgi to vacuole transport; intracellular protein transport. Gene Ontology annotation, cellular component: AP-1 adaptor complex; membrane coat; Golgi apparatus. Bases 163 to 2553 code for a protein of 796 amino acids. Lineage: Eukaryota; Metazoa; Chordata; Actinopteri; Centrarchiformes; Sinipercidae. The record is from RefSeq and is a predicted model, not a curated record.
AGUCGUGUGAUUAUGUUCGGCUCCUUUGACACUAGGCUAUGUUAUAUGGAUACACAGUAUUUGGGUUUCCAGCCAACUGACUGCUGCCGUGUAUUGGAGGGGGUUCGGUUGAACCGGUUUACUUUUUAAAUACUGGCGACUCUCUGUACAGUGUAGAGAGCCAUGUCUCCGUCAGUACCCCUGCAGGAGAUGAUCCGAGCCAUCAGGUCAGCGAGGACACAGUGUGAGGAGCGGGGUGUCAUCCAGAGGGAGUGUGCAGCCAUCCGGGCACAGUUCAGACAAUCGGACAAUGGGGGGCGAUCGCACAACCUGGCCAAGCUGCUCUACGUGCACAUGUUGGGCUACCCCGCUCACUUUGGUCAGAUGGAGUGUGUUCGGAUGAUAGCCAGCCCUCGCUACAGCGAGAAGCGUGUCGGGUAUCUGGGAGCCAUGAUGCUGCUGGAUGAGAAGCAGGAUGCCAGCUUGCUCAUCACCAACUCCAUCAAGAAUGACCUUUCUCACAGUAACCAGUAUGUGCAGUCUCUGGCUCUGUGCACACUGGCCUGUAUGGGUUCAGCUGAGAUGUGCAGAGAUCUGGCACCAGAGAUUGACAGGCUGCUCCGAGCCUCCAACUCCUACAUAAAGAAGAAGGCUGCUCUGUGUGCUGUUCACAUUGUGAGAAAAGUCCACGAUCUGGGAGAGCUUUUUGCCCCCGCAGCGCGGUCCCUCCUUGCUGAGAAGAACCACGGUGUGUUACAUGGUGCUGUGGUGCUCAUCACUGAGCUGUGUAAGCGGAAUCCAGAGACACUAGAGCGGUUCAGAAAAACAGUGCCAGAUCUGGUUCAGAUCAUGAAAGGUCUGGUCAUAUCGGGUUAUUCCCCAGAGCACGACGUGGCAGGAGUCAGUGAUCCCUUCCUACAGGUACGCAUCUUGAGGUUGCUGAGAAUUCUCGGUCGCAACAAUGAGGUAGCCAGUGACGCUAUGAACGACCUACUAGCUCAGGUAGCGACCAACACUGACAGCACUAAGACUGUGGGCAACGCCGUGUUGUAUGAGACUGUUCUUACCGUGCUAGACAUUAAGUCAGAGAGCGGCCUCAGGGUGCUGGCUGUGAACAUCCUGGGAAGAUUUCUCCUGAACAACGACAGGAACAUUCGAUACAUUGCCAUGAUCUCUCUUCAAAAGAUUGUCGGGACAGACCACAAUGCAGUGCAGCGCCACCGGGGAACCAUAGUGGACUGCCUGAAGGACCAGGACGCAUCUGUCAAGCGCCGUGCGUUGGAUCUCUCCUUGGCGCUGGUGUCUGCCUCCAACGUCCGCUCCAUGAUGAAGGAGCUGCUCGUCUUCCUCUCCUCCUGCCCCGCUGAGCUCAGGGCUCAAGCUGCCAGCGGCAUAUUCAACGCUGCUGAGCGGUAUGCGCCCUCCCAGCGCUGGCACAUUGACACCAUCCUGCAUGUCCUCACCACGGCAGGAGGCGACGUGAGAGAUGAAACGGUGCCCAACUUGAUCCAGCUUAUCACCAACGCCUCAGAGCUGCACUGCUACACCGUCCACAAGCUCUACCGGGCUCUGGUCACUGACAUCUCUCAGCAAUCCCUGGUGCAGGUGGCGUGCUGGUGUAUAGGAGAGUAUGGAGACCUGCUGCUGAGAGGAGAGUGUCAGGAGACUGAGCCUGUUCAGGUCACCGAGGACAACGUCCUGGACGCCUUGGAAACGGUUCUGCAGUCCCACAUGUCGUCCCCGGCGACCAGAGGCUUUGCUCUCACCGCCACCAUGAAAAUGAGCACACGUAUCACUGAUAAUGUGGAUCGGAUCAGAAGCAUCGUCAGCAUCUAUGGCAGCUGUAUCGAUGUGGAGCUCCAGCAGAGGGCAGUUGAAUACAAUGCUCUGUUCAAAAAAUAUGACCACAUGAGGGCAGCAGUGCUGGAGAGGAUGCCCGUGAUUGAGAAGAACUCCCCGGGUCAUACCAACGGAGAGUCAACAGGGGAGGCCAUCAAGGACAUACAACCAGCCAAAGUCAAGCAGGAAGAGCCACUGCUGCCCCAACACCCUGCUAACCAGGUGUGCGAUCUCUUGGACCUGCUGGGAGGCUCUGAGGAGACUCUGCAGCUCAGUGCAGCAGUAGGACCUGGCCUGCCCAUCAACACAGCCAGCACUGUAGGAGGAGACCUACUGGAUCUGCUGGGAGGGUUAGAGCUUCCAGCGCUCACACCAGCUCCGACAGUGCCGGUGUACGAGAAGCAGGGUGUGACUUUGACACUGAGUUGUGAAAAACAGUCAGAUUCGGGCCUGACAGUCACAUUAACAGCCUCCAACUCCACUGACUCUGACAUCAGUGGAUUCACCCUGCAGGCUGCAGUGCCCAAGAGUGUCCAGUUGCACAUGAAGGCCCCUAGUGGGGACUUUCUUCCUGCACGAGGCACAGCUACGGUGACCCAGAUGGUAAUCCUCAACAACCCAAACAAGGUGAACCUGAAGAUGAGGGUCCGCAUAUCUUACACCAGCCAAGGAUCAGCCUUUCAGGAUACAGUCCAGAUUGACUCCUUCCCUGGACUCAGCGCUGCCGGCCACUGACAGAGGCCACUCAGUCCAGCAGGGCUAUGAAAACAGUCUGUGAAUGAUUCAUCAGGCGUCGCCCUUCACUGGUGGAAGGUUUCUUUCUGCUGUCACACCCUCUACACUACAGUCCGAGCAGCUGUUUUUAAAUUCCUGAUUUUGUUGGUGUUUUUACGGCUAAAGAACACCGUUCUUUCACAAGAAAGCACAGCCUCAUACGUGAACUCACGUCAGUUCCCCCUCCUCUGGAAUCCAAGCGUAAAUGUGACUGAUGACAUUAUUUAAUAUGGCAGAAGCUUUGGAAUAUGCCGGUAUAAUAUGGAAAUUCUAAAAUAUUAGUUGUUUUUUGGGGGGAUUUUUGCAGUGAUAACUGUCCAGAGAAACUUUGUACCAUCCAGGUUUUUAUCGAAACUACUAAAGCUGAUUGUAGUUGAUGUUUCACUCCAAAAAUAUUUACUUUCAUGUGGCUCCUGUCAGUAAGUAUAAGCCACUAGAUAAAUUGUCCUCUCAUGUUAAUUCACUUUGAAUUCACUGAUUUCCUUUAUGAUAUAUUUGCCUUUGCCAUCUUAACUUUGUUGAAAGGCAGCUAAACACUUACUAAUGACCCACUACUAUUAUAAAAUGCUCUAAUCCAGUACACUUGAUUUUACUGGGAAACGCAAGGACAUGAGUAGAUUGAAGGGUGUAGGAUUUUAAACACAACCUUAUGUGUUGCAUUCACUUGUCCUCUGUUGCUCCUGUAUUUCAUGCCUCAUUCAGCUGAACAGUUGAGUAUCCACCUCCUAAUUAAUUCCCCUGUGCCUUUCAUCCCCUCAAGAAUUGAGGUUCUCUCAUACAAAAAAAAUGCAAUUAUAUUUAGUUAUGGAGGCCAAUAAAUGGUUUUAAAUGUAAGUGGUGUAGUCAUAAACAUGUUUUAUCUUUCCCAUUCAAGCAACACUUGCUUUUCCUGACCAGUAUCUCCUUGCCUAUUGUUUACAGAGGCUCCAGAGUUAUUUUUCCUGAAGCCUGUAUAUAGUGACAGAAGAAAAUGGGCAUGAUGCUGUCUACAAGAUGUAUAUUUUACUUAAGUAUAUAAGCACAAUUAGAAGCGUUUGAAGUCUUUGGGAAAUCUCUAAUACAACCCUUUGUUGUAGAAGGACAAGAGUAGGCUGUAAAACACAUCUUUUGAUGAAACCAGUGCAUCACCUCUGUAAUUCGAUAACUCACCUCAUAAUUAUCGACUUCUAUUAAAAAACACACUGGUGCUCUAAAUGGAUUUCAAUGCAAUCUCUACCAGACUGUUUCAGACCACUACCUUAACUAAACAGUCAAAACCAGGAUGAGUAAAUCUUCUGUUUCAUGUCAUUUUCUAAUAAAAAUCAGUUUUUAGAAUCCUCA